Messenger RNA from Anoplopoma fimbria (sablefish), 993 nucleotides. RefSeq names its product P2Y purinoceptor 13-like. Bases 1 to 993 code for a protein of 330 amino acids. The transcript has a single exon. The record is from RefSeq and is a predicted model, not a curated record. Gene Ontology annotation, biological process: negative regulation of adenylate cyclase activity; G protein-coupled receptor signaling pathway. Gene Ontology annotation, molecular function: G protein-coupled purinergic nucleotide receptor activity. Lineage: Eukaryota; Metazoa; Chordata; Actinopteri; Perciformes; Anoplopomatidae. Gene Ontology annotation, cellular component: membrane.
AUGAAUCAAACAUCUCACAAUGACUCCGAAUUUGACAGCUGGAUUUACAAUCCCAAUAUUGUCCCGGCUCUCUACCUUUCAAUGUUCCCCAUUGCUUUGUUGCUGAACGGUGUUGCCGCCUGGGUUUCUCUACACAUCAAGGCCACCUCCACCUUUGUGGUGUACCUGAAAAAUCUAGUAGCUGCUGACAUUAUUCUGACCUUGCUCAUCCCAAUUAACGUUGCAAGAGACUUUCCAGGUGUGUCAAACACAAUAUACAUUCUCUCAUGUUUUCUCAGUUCCAUUUUCUACGGUACACAGUACAUAUGUAUUGCUCUGCUGGGCGUUAUCAGUCUGGACCGUUUCUUCAAGAUCAUGAUGCCCCGCAGCAAGUUGUUUGGUCAGAAUCUGACCUUUAGCAAACUGAUGUCAGGCUCAGUCUGGCUAAUACUUGGAGGCUCAACUUUACCAAAUAUGAUUUUAAAUAACAAAUCAGUGGCCAAUAUAACAGAGAUCAGCACUUGUAUGGAGCUGAAAGGACCGGCUGGACUUAUGGUCCAUGAGAGAAUAGUGAUUUGCCAAAAUAUUUUCUUCUGGCUGAUAAGUGUGGUCAUUUCGGUUUGCUACAUUUGCAUUGGAAAAAAGGUUAUCCAGUCUUUUCGAAAGUCCGGCAGCAGCAACACCCAGGGAAAGCAGAAGAUCAGGCUACGUGUUUUUCUAGUUAUCAUUGUGUUUUUUGGGUCAUUCGGACCGUACCACAUUAUUCAGAUCCCAUACGCGUUUCAACGAGUCAAGUCUUCUUCCUAUACUGGCUCUUUUUUAAGCAAAAGGUUGGCCAAGGACCUCAGCCACUUGCUUUCCUGCACAAACAUCUGCAUGGACCCACUUCUCUAUGUCUUUCUGUGUCGGGAGUUCAAGGAGAAACUGAUGUCUAUGAUGAAAAACGUGUCUGUCUUGUUCCGAGUAGCCUCAGCAGACAAAGCAGAAGGCACCUUGCCGCAGAUCCGACGCUGA